AUGACCGAAACUGAUGAAAAAUGGCUCACUGCACUGAGAGACACUGUCCCUGACGAUCCCGCCACAGAAAUCCACGACAUCUUCAGGGCAUCGCUUCAGUCUACCGAGGAUGGCUCAACAAAGGCUGCUCAAAUUGCAGACAAGCUACGGCUGCUUGUAUCCAAUGCACCGGACGGCAAAGCUGAGGAAAUGCCGUGGCGCAUCUGGAUGGUCAUGUUUGGUUUAUUAUGGGCCCUGCCCCCGGUCCAUGAGAUUUAUGACGUUCUCGCCGAGGUCUUGCUCAACUUCAAAGAGCACGGUGGUCCUGUGCUUGGCGAGCAUCGAAAGGACGACCCUGCCUGGAGAUUGAAACCGGGAGGCGAACCGCCAAGCGCUCAAGACAUCGCGCAAUGGAUGAGCAUGGAAACCUUUUUCGCACGCAUUACCGAAAAUGGAGCAUACCCCCUUCCUGACUUUGCUAUGCAGUACAUGAUACUCUUGUUGGAAAACCCUUUCCUGGAAGGUUAUCCCGAGGUCGCAAAAUCCAGACUGUUCGUCACACACGAACACAUCAUGCGCUCCGCCAAUACUUUGUUCGACUACCUUAGGGAAAAUGCCGGUGUAGAAGAGUCCCGAGGUUGGAGCACCGAGACCCUCAAGUGGCUACAGCGCACCAAAUCUGGCGGAUUACUCUGCCCGGAGAUCGAAAUGUUCGGGCUUGAAAGGUGGCAGUUCUGGAAGAAGAGAAUAGGCGAACUCCGAGCGCAGGUUGACGAACUAAAUUUUGGCGACAUUCCAGCAGGCACUUGGCUUGAUGAGAUGCUGGUUCGUAUGAAUGAGGUCGAGACCAAGGCGGGCCCCAUUGAUAAGUGGGCGAUUAUUCCUCCUUCCACAGAAAACGAGGAAGUGGAGCCUAAAGAGAGCAAGCGAGAAGACCAACAGAUUGAUACUGAGCCGAGCAAAGACAAGGCUGAGAUCAAAAUCCGGGACCAAAAAGAGGAUAGCGAAAGCGAGGACCUCAAGAUGGAUGGAGGCACUGCCAAGAAUUCGACAUUGAUAGGGAGAAUCAAGGCCAAGAUUCUCAAGUAUCUUGCCGCAGAAGAGCGGGGUUGCAGAUCUUCAAGGUGGCCGCCACCUCUGUUACGGCCAUCGCGAAUGGAAAACCGCAAUUCGACAGACUCUCUGUCACUCGAGCCGGAACUAGAACGCCUCCAGGAAUUGAACAAAGAUCUGGAACGACUCCGGCUGGCCUUGAUAUUCCCCAAAGACACGAAUGCGGAGACGAAAGCCGAACCAGAAAGCUCACCCAGCACCGCGCCCAUGGGUUCCGCCCUUGAAAACGAGCCCGCAUUCCACAUGUUCGGCAAGCUCCCGGCGGAGCUCCGGGUGAAAAUCUGGCAGCAGUCGCUCGAGACGCGCGUCGUGGAGCUGCACACGCGCCGCGGGCACUACGCCGACGACUUCCGGCACGGCGGCCACCUCAAGUGGCACUCCCGGUCCACCAACCCGACCGCCCUGUCGGUGUGCGUCGAGUCGCGCGAGGUCGCCCUGGAACGCUACACGGUCGCGCUGCCGCUGGCCGUUCCGCCGCGCCGGCGCGAGACCCCGCAGGGCGGCUUCCGCAUCCCUCAGGCCUGGAUCCCCGGAGACUCGGUCCACAGCCACCGUCACGUGCUGUACCUGGAUCCGACGCGAGACACGGUCGCACUGCUCGGCGGUUUGGAUCUCAAGCUCCUAAAGGAGCUUCUCGACUGCAUCAGGCACGAGGAUCCGCGAGGGUUAAAGCGGCUCGCCAUGAGCGCGUCCUGUUUUGUCCACCGAGGCGGCGUGUCCUGCCUCGCCAUGUAUGCAGUGACUGUUUUCCGGCACCUUCACGAGCUGGUGUUGUUCAUGUAUUCGGAAAACAUGCCUCCUGAUGAUUGGUCUGGCGGGCGCUGUAGCCUGGAGGAUUGUUCCGACAAGGACUUCUUCCGGGCGUGGGAAAUGGGGGCUGGAAAUCAGCUCAAGGGGGCCGACAACAGAUGGGUAGCUGUCGGCUCCAAGGGUAGGGAGAUUCGCAUCAUGGAUCUCAUGUUCCUCCCCUUAACCACAAAAACCACGAAAUAG
Molecule: messenger RNA, 2085 nt
Organism: Pyricularia pennisetigena
Lineage: Eukaryota; Fungi; Ascomycota; Sordariomycetes; Magnaporthales; Pyriculariaceae
Exons: 5
Coding region: 1-2085 (694 amino acids)
Source: RefSeq, a predicted model, not a curated record